Molecule: messenger RNA, 798 nt
Organism: Penicillium antarcticum
Lineage: Eukaryota; Fungi; Ascomycota; Eurotiomycetes; Eurotiales; Aspergillaceae
Product: bZIP transcription factor
Exons: 2
Coding region: 1-798 (265 amino acids)
Biological process (GO): regulation of transcription by RNA polymerase II
Cellular component (GO): nucleus
Molecular function (GO): RNA polymerase II transcription regulatory region sequence-specific DNA binding; DNA-binding transcription activator activity, RNA polymerase II-specific
Source: RefSeq, a predicted model, not a curated record
AUGCCGGGGGAACCAAGUGGCUUUGACAAGGUGGACAACUUCAAUUUCUUGAUGUCGCGCCACGAUCCCGCAGCCAAGACUCGUCACUAUUCUUUUGAUGCUGAUACUGGGCUGGUCCCGUUUGGCAAUGUGAGCAUGGAUUACGAUCAGACCGAGGGCAUGGGCGGCCUCUCCGUCAGCUCCUACGAUAGUAUAGACGAUGACCGCAGUUCUCUCGAUCUCCGGGGGUAUCCCUAUCACGCUCCCGGCGAGAAAAACAUCAACUACGGCCUCCCUGAGCAUAUGAUGCCCUACUCAGCGCAUUCCAUCUACCCCCCAGUGCCAUUUGCGCCCGACGAACUGGGCCAUGCACCGGGGGCUCUCACUCCAUCGGACGUCUCAUCGUCCAUCUCCCCGCCCAACGGCCAGAUGGGCAACACCAAGUACAGCACCUCUAUCUCCGGGGACCGUAUCGCCGCCGCCCUCGACCAAGAAGAGGGCGUCCGUGGUGCAGCAGAAGAGGACCGCCGCCGCCGCAAUACUGCCGCCAGUGCUCGCUUCCGCAUGAAAAAGAAGCAGCGCGAACAGGUCCUCGAACGGACCGUCCGCGAAACCACCGAGAAGAACGCUUCUCUCGAGGCUCGUGUCGCCCAGCUCGAGAUGGAAAAUCGUUGGUUGAAGAACCUCCUCACGGAGAAACACGAUGCCGGCUCCCGCCCGCCUCCACCCAAGGAUAGCUCGGCUCUCGAUCAACCUCCUAUCAACUCCAGGCAAAAACAUAUCCAGCCCAAAAAGAAGGGUGUCGGCACGGAGGAGUGA